This is a messenger RNA of Strongyloides ratti, 726 nucleotides long. RefSeq names its product Yip1 domain-containing protein. NCBI's taxonomy places the organism in Eukaryota, Metazoa, Nematoda, Chromadorea, Rhabditida, Strongyloididae. The coding region runs from base 1 to 726 and encodes 241 amino acids. Gene Ontology annotation, biological process: vesicle fusion with Golgi apparatus; endoplasmic reticulum to Golgi vesicle-mediated transport. The transcript has 2 exons. The record is from RefSeq and is a predicted model, not a curated record. Gene Ontology annotation, cellular component: trans-Golgi network; membrane.
AUGGUUUUGGUAAUUAACCAGAAUAUUUUUUUUAUUGUCAUGGAUAAUAAUUGGUACGAUCAAUCACAAUGGCAAAAUUAUUCCCAACAAGGAAAUGCUUAUGAUUAUAACACUUAUUCAAAUAAUGAUAAUAAUAUGUUUGGAGGAAAUAUGUUUAUUCCAUCUCAGCCAAUGGAACAAAAAAACACCAAUUAUGAUGAUAUAGAAAAUGAACCACCACUUCUUGAAGAACUAGGAAUAAAUUUCGAUCACAUAAAACAAAAAACAAUGUCUGUAUUAAAUCCUCGUGGAAGUUCAACGGCUGAUGUUAUCAAUGAUCAAGAUUUAGCUGGACCUCUAGUUUUCUGUCUUCUUUUUGGUUUUUCAUUGUUACUUCAUGGAAAAAUGCAAUUUGGUUUUAUCUAUGGUAUGGGUGGUAUAGGAACAAUAGGAAUGUAUCUGUUACUCAAUCUUAUGGCUGAACCAGAUUCAAAAAUAUCUUUUACUUGUACGGCUUCAGUGCUAGGUUAUUGCCUUCUUCCAAUGGCUUUGUUAUCUCUUGUUGCUGCUGUUUUGACUUUACAAGGAACUAUUGGUUAUGGAAUGUCAGCUGCAGCAGUUAUUUGGUGUGCAUCACAAUCUUCUAAAUGGUUUACAAUAGCUUUAAAUAUGCAUGAACAAAGAUUUCUCGUGGCUUACCCAUGUACUUUGUUGUAUGGUGUUUUUGCUCUUCUUGCCAUAUUUUAA